CCCGUUACUCCUCACAGUCCGAUAUGGAUGCUCCUCGAGCGUCACCCCUUGUAUUCCACCCUCACGGCUGAGGAAUCUUUUGGUCCUUGAUAUGUCGAAGCUCCUUUCUUUGUUGCGGGCUGUACCUGGCGGACUGGAGGUUCGGGGUUAAUUUGAGGCUGUACGAUUGCCUACUGUCUCUUUUGACCAUCCACAAACUUACGAUGCCUACGGUCUGUUCAUUAUCCCCGUGCAGUAAAGUUUGUACGGUCAAUCAUGUCAUCGACAGCGUCUGGCGCACAGGCCGCAUCUCCCACCACAAAUCGCGAAACCACAAGAGCCUCAGUCAACGCUGCGGAGAACCCAUCAACCAAGCCUCACGGAGCUGAACUGCCGCCCCGCCGUGGCCACCAAAAGAUCGUUUUUACAGACCCGGUCGCUCUGCGGUACCUCGAAGAAGAUCCGUCGACUGUCGUGCUGCAUCGUCGUUUGGCCUUGGAGGGCUAUGAGAUAUACAUUGUUGAGCAAUGGGCGUGUUCAAGGAUUCACCCCACCUUUGUUAUCACAACAUUCACGGGAGACUCGUCGCAUAAAGUGGUCGCUGGAGUGUUAGGGGUUCCUACGGACGAGUCGACAUGGUCGCCCCGGUUGAAACUCUACUUCAAUGCAGUUAAGAGGUUUCAGCUACGAGAGAAAGAGACGCCCCUGGGCACAGUCAUGGUGACAGAUUUGAACUCGUUCCCAUCGGGAUUAUCCGUCAUAGCUGUGCCAGAUGGCGACAUCCUUAAGCACCGUGAAGACUUUGUUGUGAAUGAGAACCUGAAACGGUUAGGCUGUGCUGGUCGAGCCGGUUUGAAGCUCCAAGAACCAGCACCUGCUACCGUCGCUAAAUUUCACCAAUUAUACCGGACAAGCGAAAGAAUCCCCCUUUACAGCGCCGUGGUGGAGCUUGUCAAACAAUGUCAAAUCGCUUUGAUGAUGUUUGGUAAGCUGGCACCGGAGUAUGUGGAUGGCUUACUUUGCGAUGUCACUGAAGAUGCUGUGGGAGACUGGUGGACCGAUUUCGGAAUGGACCUGUAUAACAUCGAACCAAGCGAUGGGAAGCUCGGUCCUACCACAGUAGCAGCCUUGCUAGGUACUCUGAUGGGGGCUCGCAACCGGCUUCAUGCGAGCGGUGCCCCUGUCGGCAAGGAUGCCUUUGACAUCGUUAACCUCAAACGCGGAAUCGGGAGUUUUCAAAAAUCUCAGAAAAUUGAACGGACGCGGCGGCUGGAUCGCCACACUUUGGACAGAUUACACCGAGUUACUGCAAAGGCAGCCAAUGCUGAGGGCUGGACUGACGCGGUCAAAUCAACCAUGGCUGAGCUCAGCGGGCACGGGGGCGAGAUGGUUAUGGGCAUGGUUCGCGGCAAAGAGAAAGGGGGCAUUGCCGAUAUUGAAACAAUUGACAUUGACAACUUCGCCCAACUGAUCAGCGGCGAAAGAGCAAAGUGGUUAUGGCGAGGGAAGCCACGAAAGAGCACUGUUGAGUCCAAUGGACCCCCAGCUGCGGAUAUGAUGUUCACCACCGACGAGCAAGGCGGGUACGUCUGGACUAGCCGCAAGCGUCAUUCCCAUGAGGACCUUGGCAUGGAGCCCUCUUUCCAGCGAUCUGAACGCUCGUGGAAACAAGCGGAAGCGGCUGGAUUGCCGGAGGACAAAGAUCAGAACCUCAGUAGGAUGGUCAUGAAAGGCGUCAGUGAGAAGGUUUCCGACGCUCGGAUAGGGUUUGGCAAGUUCAAAGACGCCGUCGGGAUACCUGGUCUUCGGUCACACAAGGCGAAGGAUGGCUCGGAGUUUGGUGGUGAUGCAGCGCAACUCGCUCUGAUGGAAAGUGAGACUGAGACAGGCCCUUGGCCUAAUCACGAGGAUGCUCCUUUACCCGAAACACAUAUAUCGAAUGACGGCGAGAUGGGGGAACAACCGCUGAGCACGGCCGACCAGCCUGCUGAAAAAUCACCACCAGCAAUCACAGUGGAGUCUGCUGCACCCAACGAAGACACAGAAACGUCACGCAAGGCAUCCGUAUCCCGAACAGACGAAGAGAUGCACGACUUGGACCUUUUUAAAACGCGAUCCACGGACGCAUCGGCUGUUUCAGGCGAUCAAGAAAGAGCACCAACCCCAGCAUCCUGCGCUAUGGUCCUGCGAAGACCGCAUAGCUGCGACGAACUUUAUUCAGACGACAGUUUUGAAAGAAGAAAUGAAUAUUGGCCGCGGCACCUGUCCUUUAGCAUCGUAGAGGAGGUUGUUCUUGUGCGAAAAGGUCUAGAUGACCGUACAAUCUUUGAGAGCUCGGAUGCUACCCUGGAAGAAGCCAUAGUUCACGAAGACGUACUGGCCUCCGAUGCGCGAAUUUCAAGGGCUCGAAUCCGCGACCUCGAAUUAAACACAGUUCCAUGGGUCGAGAGCCAAGUGUCCUCGGUUGACAGGCUGAACCACACUCUUUACGAGACUCAUGAGAAGAUGAGCUCGAAGUACCUCGAACGAUUUGAGCUGUACCAGCAAGUUAGGGAGCGCUCCGGUAAUGUACUGGCUGCGGAGCACUCGCAGCUCACUGAACAUAUGAAACGAGUCGAGAUGCUAGGAGCUAAGCUUGACUACGAACUGCAUGCCCUAGAGACUAAAGUUGAAGAUGUUGAAACCGGGCUCGGAGAAUUCGAACGCCAUGUCAACGAGAUCGAACUGAGGGUCAAAUCUUUGAUACGCGGAGAAAAGAAGCAGAAUUACUCGUGGCUAUCCUGGUUGAGCAGACUAGGAGGUCAUUGGCAAUAG
Molecule: messenger RNA, 2793 nt
Organism: Aspergillus nidulans FGSC A4
Lineage: Eukaryota; Fungi; Ascomycota; Eurotiomycetes; Eurotiales; Aspergillaceae
Product: putative Sin3 complex subunit (Stb2)
Exons: 1
Coding region: 256-2793 (845 amino acids)
Source: RefSeq, a predicted model, not a curated record